This is a messenger RNA of Drosophila kikkawai, 1749 nucleotides long. Its product is annotated as endothelial zinc finger protein induced by tumor necrosis factor alpha. Gene Ontology annotation, cellular component: nucleus. NCBI's taxonomy places the organism in Eukaryota, Metazoa, Arthropoda, Insecta, Diptera, Drosophilidae. Gene Ontology annotation, molecular function: RNA polymerase II transcription regulatory region sequence-specific DNA binding; DNA-binding transcription factor activity, RNA polymerase II-specific. Gene Ontology annotation, biological process: regulation of transcription by RNA polymerase II; urogenital system development; embryo development. The record is from RefSeq and is a predicted model, not a curated record.
CUGCUAUUUCCGUGAACACAGCUGUAUAUAUAUACACCUAUUUAGAUUCGGGGCUGAGUAGGAGGUACCGGUCGCCGGGGUCGACGGUAGGAGGAAGAUUGCCGCCAAUUGGCUCAAAGUGCGCUGGCGUUUAAAGUGCAAAAAACGCCAAAGGGGGAAAGAAACUAAUCACUCAUUUACGGGGAAAAAAAUAGACUUUAUUACGGGCAUUUCGAUAAAAAACAAAAUAGCUAAAGAGAGAAGCUUCGUCACCUGCCUGCUGCUUUGGCCAAAACUACAACCUGUAAACGAUAUAUACUACACAAUUAAACAAGGCGUAAUCUUAUCGACACUCGGACAACCGACGGAAGUCUUGGCCAAAGCAGUCGGUGAAACGGCAGCAAACCGGACGGAAGCAAGGGAGAACCAAGGGGAUCUUUAAGCUGAACAGGAACAAGUGAUAACGAUGGAGAGUGAAGAUCAAAACAACAACUAUGGUGUUUGCCUGGAGGAGCUCCAAUUGUUUGCUCAGCUGGAAGAGGGUCUUACAGGGGAUUUAGAGCUGGAACUUCUAGAGCUGCGAGACAGUUCAGAGCAAAAGACACCAAAGCCUAUGCCACCACAGGCCUCAACAGCAAACCACAAGCUUCGUCGUAGAGGAACAUCAUCAUCAUCUUCUGGUCAUACCUGUGACACGUGCGGUCGACGCUUCUCAGAGGCCUACAACCUGCGCAUCCACAAGAUGACCCACACGGACGAGAAACCCCAUGUCUGCGGCGACUGUGGCAAGGGUUUCCGUCAGCUGAAUAAGCUACGCAUCCAUGCUGUCACCCAUACAGAGGAACGGCCCCACAAGUGUGAUAUUUGUGGCAAGGGAUUUCGUUAUGCCAACUAUUUGGCUGUCCACCGUCGACUGCAUACGGGCGAGAAACCAUAUCCUUGUUUGGAUAAGAAGUGUGCCAUGGUAUUUCACUCUAUACAUGCAAGAAGGAUUCACCAGAAACUGCAACAUGCUGGGGAUAUUGAGCUGCUGCCACUGGAAGAGCAUAGAGAGGCAGAUACUUCAACCUCCACCUCGUCACUUAGCUUCACCUGCCCCGUGUGCGGGCGUAUUCUCACCGAUCAGUGCUACCUGAGCACCCAUCUCAAGCGUCACUACAACCAGCGCGACUUUGCCUGUCCGCAGCCGGAGUGCGGCAAGAGUUUCUUUAGCGCCUCGGAGCUGAAGCAUCAUCAGAUAGCCCAUACCCAGUUGCGUCCCUUUGCCUGUCCGCUGUGUCCGGCGAGGUUCCUGAGGAAGUCUAAUUACAAGCAGCAUCUCAAGGUGCACGAGCGUUAGGGAGUAAGAAUCAUCUAUGCACUACUGGUUGAAGUAAUAAGCAUCCCAAAAAGCAUGUUUUUGAUCCCAAAAAGCAUGUCUUUGAUCCCAAAUAACAUGUUUUUGAUGCCAAAAAGCAAGAAAAUGGGUUGGUUCAUUAACAAAGUUUUAUAGGACCUCAUUCGCAUGUACUUAUUAUCUUAACCAGUAGUGUGCCGUAACAGACUCCAUGCAUUUUUAGUAAAGAUAAACCCAGUUAAAGCUAAAACUAGUGGCAUUUACUUCCUCCAAUCCAUUUGAAAUCCCAUCCAACCUUCAGAAGCGCCGCCUUUAUGUGCUCUCUAUCGAUCGAUCGAUCGGUCGCUUUUGUUUAAAUAUUAUAAGUGUUUAUUUAAAUAUACGAUUUGUGUUUGUCUUUAUCUUGCAUGCUUGCCAUAUUAGAUAUAUGUAUA